GGCGCCGAUCCGGCAGACAAAAGAGGCUGUAGCCCAAUGCCUGCUGUGACUAUGCCUUCAGUACUUUUGGCUGACUCAAUCGCUGUUGAGCUGGGCGCCAACCAGCCGUGGCCCGAUGAUGCUAAGUUGCUGCAGUCUUUCGAAAAGUCCCAGGUACUUCUCCCUGAAAGUACGAGUUCACUGGGCGUCCAGACAUUCCUGCGGAUGGCCGGCCUCGACCACGAAGUGGAAAUGCGUCCCAACGUAGAAAGCAUUUCGCCCUCGGGCAAUGUGCCGGUGCUCAAGUGUGGUCCAUUCGUCAUUGCCGAGAUGGACUCCAUUGUGGCAUUUGUCAAUACAAAGGGCAUCCAGCUCACCCAGAACAUGUCUGUGCAGCAGAAGGCUGACAUAAGGGCUUACAUGUCCUUAAUCAACACCGUGCUGGUGAAUGCCGAGCUUUACAUCUGUUGGGCCAAUGACGCAACUUACGAUAAGGUGACAAAAUCACGGUAUGGUUCGGUGUAUCCAUGGCCCCUCAACCACAUUCUGUCCUUCCGAAAGAAAAAACAGAUUCUGGCCAAACUCUCUGUUUGUGAGUGGAGUGAAAAGUCAUUAGAAGAGGUGUUUGAAGAAGUCCAGUCUUGUUGUGCUGCACUGUCUGAACGCUUGGGCCAAAGCGAUUAUUUCUUCGGAGACAAAAAAAAGUUUUACAGUUCACAAGCACCCCCCCAGAGCAUUGGGAUGCAAUCAAGCCUAGGUGAUGCACCUGAUCCUCAGGCCGAGUGAACUGGAUGCACUGACCUUUGGUCACCUGUAUUGCCUAAUGACGACGGAGCUUCUGGAUGGUCGGUUGGGCCAGAUUGUCAGUGUAUUUAAGAAUCUUGUCGACCUGUGCCAUCGAGUUGAAUCGCAGUACUUUGCUGAUUCAUAGCUCACAGCUUGAAAUCAUGAUGACACUGCACCAGAAUAAAUGCAACCAAGUUUUAUUUC
Molecule: messenger RNA, 969 nt
Organism: Rhipicephalus microplus (southern cattle tick)
Lineage: Eukaryota; Metazoa; Arthropoda; Arachnida; Ixodida; Ixodidae
Product: metaxin-2
Biological process (GO): mitochondrion organization
Cellular component (GO): cytoplasm; SAM complex
Source: RefSeq, a predicted model, not a curated record